This is a messenger RNA of Triplophysa dalaica, 1974 nucleotides long. RefSeq names its product KICSTOR subunit 2 (gene kics2). The coding region runs from base 238 to 1575 and encodes 445 amino acids. NCBI's taxonomy places the organism in Eukaryota, Metazoa, Chordata, Actinopteri, Cypriniformes, Nemacheilidae. Gene Ontology annotation, biological process: cellular response to glucose starvation; protein localization to lysosome; negative regulation of TORC1 signaling. The record is from RefSeq and is a predicted model, not a curated record. Gene Ontology annotation, cellular component: KICSTOR complex. The transcript has 3 exons.
UUGCCGUAGUGUUGACACUGAAUCACGUCAUGGUGGCACUGGGCGCUAAACAUGUAUAUUUUACACACAAAACGACUUGAAUUUAUUUGCAGAACGUAUUCACCACUCGCAACCGUCUUAUCCACAAUCAACCGACCCAAACAUCCAUCAACAGUCUUUAAGGACAACCAAAUAGAGAGAUCGCGUGAAUGUGCUGCAGCUGUCAGCGGAUCUCACGUGUGAUCUUUGACUUUAAUCAUGUCUGAAGAAGAACUUCGGCCGGUUCCGAAAGAGCGAGCAGUUCUGGAGAGUUUCUUCACCCAGCUCGGGACUUUCUGGUUUGACAGGGCGAAGGAUUAUGUGGAGAAAGAGAAGGACGCCAGUAAGAGCGCCGGGGCCAUAUGGGCGUCAUUACUGGCGGCUCUCGCUCACCUGGCGGCCGCGGAGAAAGCUUACCACAACAUGACGUUUCUCGGGCAGAAGAUCGGUGGCCAGUCGUUCUUCAGCCGGAAGGAUUCCUUCAGGUCGAUUUAUACGUCUUUGCACAAUGAACUGAAGAAGGUGGUCUCCAUGGGUCGCCACACCCCAGGGGGCUCCACUCUUAACCUGGAGGAUUUGCUGUCGCAUUUAUCCGAGCAGCUGUGUCAUUUCACGCAGGCCAGGAUGGAGAUCGCAGACUUCUAUGAGAAGUUGCAUUCGUUGGGCAGCCAGAAGACCAUCAACUCUGAGGAGCUUGUGAGCACCCUGGAGACCAUUUUGCAGAAGUACAGUUCCAGAUUCCACCAUCCCAUCCUGAGCCGUCUAGAAAGCAGCUUUCAAGUUGAAGUGGAUGUUCUGACGCAGCUGUUGCGAUGCCAGGCGCAAAUCUCAGAGUGGCAUUUCCUGCCGUCUCUUUUGAACCUCCACGGCGCCCAUUCCAAACUGCAGACCUGGGGUCAGGUGUUCGAACGCCAACGCGAGACCAGGAAACACCUGUUCGGCGGUCAAUCCCAGAAGACCGUGCAGCCCCCGCAUCUCUACUUGUGGCUGCAGCGGCUGCAGGCGGCACUCCUGGGCAAGUUCAGCUUUUACUUCCACGAGGCGCUCAGCCGGCAGACGUCCCAGUCUGAAAUGAAAGCCAUGACGGCGCGCACCUUCCCCGAUUACUUCGGCAAGAUAUCCGGCUUUAUCCGCAAACACGACGCUUUCAAUGUCUCCUUGAUUUUUGAUAAUCAAGGAUCAGAAAGCUUUCAGGGACACGGCUACCACCAUCCGCAUUCAUACCGCGAAGCCCCCAAAGGCGUGGACCAGUUCCCAGCCGUGGUGUCACUUCCUGGAGGAGAGAGGCCGGUUACGCACUGGCCUAAUGUUAUCAUGAUCAUGAGUGACCGCUCAACGGACCUCAACACUCUGGAUAAGGUGGUCCAUUUCUAUGAUGAUAAAGUCCAAAGUACCUACUUUCUUUCGCGACCUGAGCCCCACUUCACUAUAGUGGUGAUCUUCGAUGGAAAGAAAUCAGAGAGAGACUCGAACAUUGUGGCAUUCCUGCAAGAGCUAACAGGAUCGCUAAGAAACUCCAAACCCUUCACAACACUUAAACCAGGCUCCAAAGGCUGAACUGUCGCUCACGCUUUCAGUCGUUUUAAGAAACCGCUUGUUUCAGUGGAUCACUCUUUGUGGACAUAUUAAAGAGAUCCAAAAGCAUCACGAGACGAACCGUUUCAGACCAAAGACAAAUAUCAGCUGUUAUUUUCAAUAUGUGCUCUUCUGAUGGUUAAAAUAUUUUUUCUGUCCGCAGUUGUGCUUAAAGGGACCUGUUGGCAAGAAUGUUCUCUUUUUAUUGAUAGUUUACCAUGUGCAACAUUUUAAUUGCUUUUAUUUUAUCAAUUUCUCCAACUACUGUGAAGUUCACGUGCUUGCUAAAUAAAGUUUUCAAUUCUUUAAUGUUUUAUAAUUGCAUUGCAUUACAAUUUGUAGACAAACAAUCUUUUUUCAAAUAAAACAUUUUUACCUCCA